Molecule: messenger RNA, 879 nt
Organism: Didymodactylos carnosus
Lineage: Eukaryota; Metazoa; Rotifera; Eurotatoria; Philodinida; Philodinidae
Source: the annotation of a GenBank genome assembly
AUGCUUAAUCCAUCGAAACGACGUCCGAAUGAAAGUUUAGAUGAAGGAGCUUUACGUCUAUUGUAUCGGAUGGGAAUAUUGAAACCAAAUACGACAACAGAAUUUCGUAUGUCUGAUUUUAUUAAUGAUAUAAAGAAUGAACUAAAAGAUAGUGUAUUAUUGAAUUGAACAGUGAAACUAUGUAUGGAACGAAGAAAAAUAAUAUCAAUGAUAAAUACUCAGCAUAUACAUGGUUCAUCGUGUGACGCGUUGCGUCAAAAUUUUUCUGUUAUGGCAAUAGGUGGAACUCAAUUUUAUAUUGCUAAGUAAGAAUGUAUAUUUUGUAGAUUGACCAAUUAUCGAAAGCAAGUUUAUUAGACUAAAGUUCAAAUAGAAGUGGAGAACUCAAUUUUUAUUUCCAUAUGUAUAAUCCUAUCUUGUUGUACGUUAGUUAUUAUCAGCAUAUUCAUAGUAACUAUUAGCGUUAUACACAGUGAUUGAAGUACCGGUUAAUUGCACCGAAGUACGAAUUCGCACUUGAAAACGCCAUCUACGAAUUCGUGUUUGAACACCUUGGCCGCACCACUCGAUUUUGGGGUCCAAAAGUGUGCGUUUUCGAGACCUUGCUUCCAAUGUCUCUGUAGGAACGCAUUUUGGAGUGGAAGUGUGGAUGUAGAAUUUAUUCAUCAUGUUUUUUCUAUGAACAACUUCUACACCCUUCUAUUUAUGUAGCUACAUGUCAACAUGGUCUAUCGAAUGACGAAAGAUUCAAGCUUAUCUCUCGAAAAACAAAAAGUUUAUUGAAAUUUCACUCAAUCAUAAUCACCGCAAUCAUUUUGUCCCAGUUUUCCACUUUCCAAAACUCUUUAUCCUACAAAUUAUUUUCCUUCCUUUCACUCG